GACAACUCAAAUGCCAAAAUAUUUUAUCAUUAUAACCUCAAUAAAUUUUAUGUUGAAUUGUAAAUUGUAUUCGUAUAUAUCGAAAACAGAAAUUAUGUUAUUGUUCUUUUCGUCUUGAAUUUAGUAAAAUAGUAUCAUUGUAGCUUUUGUGGAUUUGUAGAGUUCAUUCAUCUGCGAGUUACGUAUAAUGCAAUGGGUAAAACAUCAAAUUCUAACAUAAAAACUGGUGAGAUCGUUAUGUCAGCCAUCAAAAAGCUGAUGAGAAAUACAGGAUGGACUGCGCGGACUAUAGUAAAAUUUAUUAAAAUGGAAUACAGAAUUUUGGAUCCUAAGAUCAGUAGAAAAGUCUCCAGGGCACUAAAACGAGGUGUCAGAUUGGGAUUACUCCAAAUGGAAAGUGGUCGAUAUCGACUCAAUAAGAUGUCUCGCCUGGCUCGGCCCAUGAACUCUCACCAGAUGUGUCUACGUCGGCGGGGAAAAAAGCAUAACCGCAUAAGACCUCUUCAUAUAUGGAGCUGUACGUCGUCCUCAAACUCCGGAUGCACAUAUGCUAGACGUAGAAGAUCUUGAUUAUUUUUUAUACAUGGAUAAAAAAUUAAAUACGUAUUUGUUUCA
Messenger RNA from Achroia grisella, 615 nucleotides. RefSeq lists its product as uncharacterized. The record is from RefSeq and is a predicted model, not a curated record. Gene Ontology annotation, cellular component: nucleosome. NCBI's taxonomy places the organism in Eukaryota, Metazoa, Arthropoda, Insecta, Lepidoptera, Pyralidae. Bases 193 to 570 code for a protein of 125 amino acids. The transcript is spliced from 3 exons. Gene Ontology annotation, biological process: nucleosome assembly. Gene Ontology annotation, molecular function: DNA binding.